AUGAUUGACAUAAUCAGAACAGCAAAUGACACGUACUACCGAUACAAGAUGCCCAGGGCAAUCGUGAAGUAUGAGGGAAAGCCAGGAAACACAAAGACAUUCGUGACUAACCUUGAUGAGAUUGCUGCAUCACUCAAUAGGAUGCCAAUGCAUAUCUUGAAGUUUGUGAGUUAUGAACUGGCAACAAGAACAGAUGUUACUGCAGGAAGAUAUGCAAUAACCGGCAAAUAUGACGCAUCAAGAGUUCAAGAGCUUAUAUAUGCAUACAUAGAUGCGUUUGUUGUGUGUCUACUUUGCAACAAUCCAGAGACCUUUUAUGUUGAAAACAGUGGCUUAAUGAUGGAGUGCUUUGCAUGUGGAAGACAAUCAGUAUUAAAAACAUCAAAGCUGAGUGGGAUGAUUCUAAAGGACAUUGACAAAAGCUGCAGUGUGAAUGACGAUAUAUAUUCAGGAGCAACUGAGGAUAAACAGGAUAGUUAUGAGGAGCAGGUUAGAACCAUGAUUGGUUCAGGAGACGACAGAUCAUCCGAUGCAAUUGAACUGCUUAGAAUAAACGGAUUUGAUGAUUGCCAGGCAGUUAAAGAGCUUCUAAAGAUGGAUAAAUACAUUCUCAAGAGCUUUCAAUCGCUAUGCUCAUGCGUUGCACCAAAGACCAUUCUUCAAUCAAUUGAGGAGUUUGUUGAGGAGCUGAGUGGGGAGAAGAUGAUAAUCCAAGAGUAUUUAAGGAUUCUUGAGACGCAAGGGAUGUUCAAGCGCACUGAACUUUCAAAAUAUUUCACAAGGCCACAAGGUACAAGAAAACGGUCGCCAGCGUUCAAGAAGGAGGUGAACGAGUAUUUUUCUAGCCAAUAG
Ordospora colligata OC4 is the source of this 852-nucleotide messenger RNA. Its product is annotated as subunit beta of translation initiation factor IF-2. Gene Ontology annotation, molecular function: eukaryotic initiation factor eIF2 binding; GDP-dissociation inhibitor activity; translation initiation factor activity. Bases 1 to 852 code for a protein of 283 amino acids. Lineage: Eukaryota; Fungi; Microsporidia; Ordosporidae. The transcript has a single exon. Gene Ontology annotation, cellular component: cytosol. Gene Ontology annotation, biological process: formation of translation preinitiation complex; translational initiation; formation of cytoplasmic translation initiation complex. The record is from RefSeq and is a predicted model, not a curated record.